Guillardia theta CCMP2712 is the source of this 1197-nucleotide messenger RNA. RefSeq lists its product as hypothetical. The transcript has 10 exons. Gene Ontology annotation, biological process: protein phosphorylation. Gene Ontology annotation, molecular function: protein kinase activity; ATP binding. Lineage: Eukaryota; Cryptophyceae; Pyrenomonadales; Geminigeraceae. The record is from RefSeq and is a predicted model, not a curated record. The coding region runs from base 1 to 1197 and encodes 398 amino acids.
AUGAAGGGCAGCGUUCUCAAGCGAAAGGCGAUGAUGGGAGGAGUUAAGACGCGUACAGAUGCCCCCAAUCAUCUUCAUAAUAGCGCUCUCAUGGUCCAGAACAAGUUUACGACAGAGCUGCAACAAGCUGUGGACAAUCCUGGGCAGGCUGGUCAGAGUCUAUCGCAGUAUGAGAAUAUCCGACAAAUCGGACAAGGAUCGUCCGGCGAAGUCUACCUUGUGCGGAGGAAAAGUGACAACACAUUUUGGGUGUCAAAGCAAGUGAAGCUUUCGCAAGCGCAGGGCAAGAUGUCGAUGCCAAGCUCAGACCGAGCAGCUAUCAUGCACAGACGUGCAAGAGAAGCUGUUUUACAGGAGGUGAGAAUGAUGGAGGGGAUCAGUAGCCAACACAUCAUACGAUUUGAGGCUUCUUUUGUUGGGGUUGAUGAAAUUUUCAUUGUUAUGGAGUACGCAGAAAAUGGUUCGGUUGCUGAUAUGAUCAGCCAAGCACAUAAUCGACAUGAUUGUAUCAAUGAAUCUGAUGUCUGGAAAUGCUUCAUACAGGUGAUAGCAGGUUUACAAGUGUUACACUCAUUGAACAUCGUACAUCGAGACAUCAAACCUGCCAACAUUCUGGUUGACAAGAACAACAAUUUUAAGAUUGCAGAUCUUGGCAUCGCGCUUAGGAUCGGAAACACAGUUCAGGGAAGAAUCAGACAUGCAAAGGGAGGAACGAUUAUGUGCAUGGCGCCUGAAGUCAACAUCGUUUUGAUCAUCUUAAGUUUUUUAUUCUUUUUGCAGAUUUGUAUGGACAAACCUUUCGACUCACGUGUCGAUGUUUGGUCACUGGGAUGCACAAUCUAUGAAAUGGGGGCUCUUGAGCCAGCAUUUUAUGUCAACACAGGGCAGCUUGAGACUGUAAGGGAUCAAGUCAUUGAGAACUUUGUGACCAAGAUUCAGGACAUCAAGGCGGUGAAGGAGCUCCACCUUGAACGAUCUAUUUUCUCCCUCCCGUGGGGCCUUGGAAGUGCGCUCGAGACGCUGGUCACUUCAUGUCUGACGUACGAUCAGAACAAGCGGCCGUUUGCUCAUCAGAUCUUACUUGAACACAUCGUGAAGGAAAAAAUCACUGAGCUGGGCUUGACUCUGGAUACAGUGCAACGGCAACUGAACUGGAUGGACUCAGACACUCCAACUGAUGGCAGUGAUUUGUGCUGA